Sphaeroforma arctica JP610 is the source of this 144-nucleotide messenger RNA. RefSeq names its product GMP synthase C terminal domain-containing protein. NCBI's taxonomy places the organism in Eukaryota, Ichthyosporea, Ichthyophonida. Gene Ontology annotation, cellular component: cytosol. Gene Ontology annotation, molecular function: GMP synthase activity; GMP synthase (glutamine-hydrolyzing) activity; ATP binding. The annotation marks the transcript as partial. Gene Ontology annotation, biological process: GMP biosynthetic process. The record is from RefSeq and is a predicted model, not a curated record. The transcript has a single exon.
GGCAUUCCGGCGUUACCUGGUCAGCAAAUGCCCAUGGACGUGCUCGACCAGAUGGUAAAGCGUAUCCUAGACACCGUCCCCGGCAUCUCGCGUGUGGUGUAUGACAUGACUGCCAAGCCCCCAGGCACCACUGAAUGGGAAUAA